AUGCGAUCUCACCUAUCUCGUAGUCUUAUUUCGCCCCUCAAACGACAGACUAUCCCCACCCGACCUGCACCACCAUUUUGCUUCUCCCGAUUUUUGUCCUCAACGCGCAAGCCUCCUCAUUCGAAGACGAGCACCAGGAUUCUUAGGGCUGCACCGACCAUUCCAUUCUUCGGUGCCUUCUUCAGCUCCAACCCCAGCCCCGAGAAAGCAACCGAAGCCAUGUCGCCACCCGACCAGAGGAGCGAAGCCGAGUGGAGAGCUGUUUUGAACCCAGAACAAUUUCGUAUUCUCCGUGAAAAGGGUACCGAGCGUGCUGGUACUGGUGAAUACGAUUCCCACUAUCCGUCCAAAGGCGUCUACAAUUGCGCUGGUUGCAAUGCGCCGCUUUACACUGCCGACCACAAGUUCAAAUCUGGCUGUGGUUGGCCAGCAUACUUUGAUUCCAUCCCUGGUGCUGUGACUAGGCAUGUUGAUAGCACAUUCGGCAUGAAGCGGACAGAGAUCGUGUGUAGCAACUGUGGGGGUCACCUUGGCCAUGUAUUCGAGGGUGAGGGGUAUCCGACUCCCACGGACGAGCGUCAUUGUGUGAAUAGUGUUAGUCUGCGAUUUACAGAAGAUGCCGGUGCAGCUAAGGACCCUCAGGCGAAGGUCUAA
Penicillium roqueforti is the source of this 654-nucleotide messenger RNA. RefSeq names its product peptide-methionine (R)-S-oxide reductase. Gene Ontology annotation, molecular function: peptide-methionine (R)-S-oxide reductase activity. The record is from RefSeq and is a predicted model, not a curated record. The coding region runs from base 1 to 654 and encodes 217 amino acids. Gene Ontology annotation, biological process: protein repair; response to oxidative stress. The transcript has 2 exons. NCBI's taxonomy places the organism in Eukaryota, Fungi, Ascomycota, Eurotiomycetes, Eurotiales, Aspergillaceae.